AUGUGUGGGUUCGAAUCCCGGCGCCACCACGUAUCGUCGCGCAACCGCGUUCAAACCUGCUUCCGCAUUCAAUCUGGAACAGCAAAUGGAUUUCUCAUGGAAGUGUGUGUUGAUUCGGUGGAAUCAGCUGUAAAUGCAGAAAGAGGAGGUGCUGGUCGGAUUGAAUUAUGUUCUGGCUUAAUGGAAGGAGGAACCACACCCAGCAUGGGUGUCCUUCAAGUAGUGAAGCAGUGUGUCCAGAUCCCAGUUUUUGUGAUGAUCCGGCCACGCGGAGGUGAUUUUUUAUAUUCAGAUCGUGAAGUUGAGGUGAUGAAGGCUGACAUUCGUCUUGCCAAGCUUUAUGGUGCUGAUGGUUUGGUAUUUGGGGCAUUGACUGAAGAUGGACACAUUGACAAAGAGCUGUGCAUGUCUCUUGUAGCUAUGUGCCGUCCUCUGCCAGCCACUUUCCACCGAGCUUUUGACAUGGUUCACGAUCCAAUAGCAGCUCUAGAGACUCUCUUAACCUUGGGAUUUGAGCGAGUGUUGACCAGUGGAUGUGACAGUUCAGCACUAGAAGGGCUGCCUGUGAUAAAGCGACUCAUAGAUCAGGCAAAAGGCAGGAUUGUGGUAAUGCCAGGGGGUGGUAUAACAGACAGAAAUCUACAAAGAAUCCUUGAGGGUUCUGGUGCUACAGAAUUCCACUGUUCUGCUCGGUCUGCUAGAGAUUCAGGAAUGAAAUUUCGAAAUUCCUCUGUUGCCAUGGGAGCCUCUCUUUCUAGCUCAGAAUAUUCUCUGAAGGUAACAGAUGUGACUAAAGUAAGGACUUUGAAUGCUAUUGCAAAGAAUAUUCUGGUUUAGCCAGACCUCUCUGAGAGAUGUGGAUAUCACAGGAUGAAGCAGAAAAGUAGUGUACAAUUCUCUGUGACUCCACUUUAACCUUCUUCUCUGGCCAGGACAGUCAUGGUCUUUGUUUUAAGUCUCCCACGGUCAUGGAGAACGUUUCCAAGAAGAAAACUUAAAACAGAGCUACCUUUGCUUAAUCUUGCCAGCCAUCUUCAUCGUCAUGGUUAAAUCUGAUCUAUGCUUCUGUAAACAGAGGCUUAGUCUGUUUUCAUUGGAAUUAAUUGAUGAACUGAGAAAAUUCAAGUGCAAGAUAUGAAUUGAGAGUGUAACUUUAGGUACGGCUUCAUAGCAGUACUUUGCAUUUUCAUUUGUAAAAUAAAAAUAUCCAUACUA
Miniopterus natalensis is the source of this 1215-nucleotide messenger RNA. NCBI's taxonomy places the organism in Eukaryota, Metazoa, Chordata, Mammalia, Chiroptera, Miniopteridae. The record is from RefSeq and is a predicted model, not a curated record.